This is a messenger RNA of Trichomonas vaginalis G3, 597 nucleotides long. Its product is annotated as immunoglobulins domain-containing protein. The transcript has a single exon. NCBI's taxonomy places the organism in Eukaryota, Parabasalia, Trichomonadida, Trichomonadidae. The coding region runs from base 1 to 597 and encodes 198 amino acids. The record is from RefSeq and is a predicted model, not a curated record.
AUGAAUCUUCUGCUGGUAUACGAGUUUUCCACGAUCCCAGAUGUACAGCCAACUGUUGAACUCGUUAAAAACAAAGAAUCUUAUCUUUACAAUCAAACAAUUAUUCUCACAGCAACAAUCCAAGACACAGAUAUCGGAGACGAACUUACACUCACAAUUUCCAAUGAUCAUUUUGGAACACAUACUGAAACAAUCACAUCCGAUGGUGAGAAUAAAACUUUCAACUUCACUUUUGUAGCAGAUGAAGCAAAGAAUCAUGUAUUCACAGCUACAGUUAAAGAUCAAGUGGGCAAGCAGGCAACAGCCACAAUUUCAGCUAUGGUUUAUCCAUUAAGAACACAGCCUCCAAAAAUCGACCCAAUACCAGAAUCAAGAACCUACACAACACAAACUCUUCCAAAUACUGUUAUCACUACAGAUCUCCCGACAACAGUUUAUAACGGAACAAACUUUUACUUAUCAAAGUCUUACGUACAAUAUGUAACUCUUCAAGGAGAAACAUAUGUAGUUGUUGAAGUUGAAACAAAUGUAUUGUAUGCCAGGGUUGGAGAUGCAACACCUAAACCACAGGAGAAGAAGAGCAAAUUACCAUGGUGA